AUGGGAUCGAGGAACGUGAAGAGCUUUACUCUCGCGGUUAAGAGACUCGAAGAGGUCUCGGUUUCUUCCCGAGGCGGCGAGAGAGUGCAGUUGCUGAGGAGGUGGCUUGUGGCUCUAAGAGAGAUUGAGAGAAUAUCUUCCGAGAGUAUUAUUGACGAUCAGAAUCAAUCUGGUUCCGAAGAAGCUAAGGAUUCUCCGAAAAGUUUCAGCACUGUUUAUUACGUUGAUCCUGGUCUUCCUGGUGAGCCAAUGACUUUUAGAGAUGUGUUUCUUCAUAGUGAGGCUCUUGAAGGGAUGGUUUUAUCUAUGAUUCUGGAAGCACCAAAUGAAGAAGAAGUACAGCUGCUUCUUGAACUGUUUGGGCUCUGUUUGUCAGGAGAGAAGGAGGUUCAUGAAGCAGUGAUUCAAAAAUGUGAAGGACUUAGCGAUUGUGUUUUUGAUACGUUCCAGCGUGCAAAGCGCGAGGAACUUCUUCAGUAUGUCCAAAGUGCAAUCGGAGGACUAAAGAUCAACGCUGAUCUCGCAAGAAUAGAUACUGAAGCACAUGAUCUGAUGGAGAAACUUGAUAAGACGAAGGUCAAGGUUCUUGAGCAGGCUUCAAAUGAAGAUAGUUCCAAACCCGGUGGAACCAAUGCUGCAUCAACCGAGGCUCUCCGAGAAAUUCUUGAGCAAGUUCGCACUUUUUCUAAGCUAGAAGCACUCUUGCUAAAGAAAAAAUCAUUAAGAAAUGGAGAUUCUCUUCAACUCCACAAUGAGAAGGUUGAUAAACUCAAAGUUCUGUCAGAAUCUUUACUCAGUUCCACCUCUAAAGCUGAAAACCGAAUUGUGGAUCAUAGCAGAAGUCAAAAAGAAGAAGCUCUUAGUUUCCGACUUUCCAAAACCAAUGAAGUCAGCCAGGGGGAGAAGGAUGUAGAGGCAGAACUGAAAAACCUUGAGAUUAUGAAGGAUGAUCUUGAAACUGAGCUGAAAAGGGUCAACACCUCAAUAACAUCUGCCCAGGCUCGCCUUCGCAAUGCCAAAGAAGAAAGAGAGCAGUUUGAUAAUGCAAGAAGACGAGCUAACUCGUUCGAUAUGUUCAUGCCGAGUAGAGGCAGAUGUUGUGUGAAUAAGUGGAUCAAGUUUUUGGAAGAGACUUGGAUUAUACAGUCUAGAUUUGCUCAACAAAAGGAAAUACAAGUGAGUGGGGAGAUGGAGAGAUAUGGUGACCAUUUCAUAGACCUUAUUGUUCAACUCCUCUCUUUCUACAAGGAACAAUUGGAUCCUUCUAUACCAAAGAUCCAAAGUGUAAUUGAAAAUUUGGAACCAAAUAAAGGGUUGGAAUCAGAAAGAAAGAUAGACGAUAAGGAUGCAAAGCCAAUCGAAUCUAGAAAACAGCUUGAGAAGGAGUAUCUGGACCUCGAAGCUAAGUUUGUAACAACAUUAAGUGUGGUGGAUGCAAUGAAAAAGCCGUUCUAUUCACAGACGGAAGGUAUCUCCAGGAAAGACGAUAAAAGAGUGAAAGAACUAUUUGAGGCAUUAGACAAAACAAAAGAAGAGUUUGAGUCUAUCGAGCUCCCGCUUCUUGAUAUAGAAUCUCCUGCAAGAACAUCUUCUUCUUCACGCUCACCCUCCCUGAAAAUGACGCUCGACACUCAACUUUCCGACACAGUCCCGACAAAACCUGCUGAUGAUGAUUCUCCGGACAGUAAAAAAGGGUCAUCAGAGAAAGAAGACGCGGUAAAGAAUCAGCUGGAGUUGGAACUGGACGAUGGAGAAGAGUUCUUGGCUGAUGAAAUCAAUGAUUGGGAAUUCGAUGCUCUUGAUGACACUCACCACCUCGAAAACCAAUAG
This is a messenger RNA of Eruca vesicaria subsp. sativa (arugula), 1830 nucleotides long. Lineage: Eukaryota; Viridiplantae; Streptophyta; Magnoliopsida; Brassicales; Brassicaceae. The record is from the annotation of a GenBank genome assembly.